This is a messenger RNA of Galleria mellonella (greater wax moth), 2499 nucleotides long. It is a transcript of the gene Gen, whose product is annotated as flap endonuclease GEN. Gene Ontology annotation, molecular function: 5'-flap endonuclease activity; four-way junction DNA binding. The transcript is spliced from 11 exons. The record is from RefSeq and is a predicted model, not a curated record. NCBI's taxonomy places the organism in Eukaryota, Metazoa, Arthropoda, Insecta, Lepidoptera, Pyralidae. Bases 243 to 2462 code for a protein of 739 amino acids.
CAAAAAUCAUAACUGCUGAUUACUUGUGGUAUAUACCUACUUGUCUAUUUAAAUUCAAAUUGAUUUGAUAUUUUCAAAUUUUGUUUCAAAUCAAUUCCAGUAAUUUAUUAGACUAUUUUUAAAUCUAAUAUAAAUUGAAAUUUAAAAUAAACAAAUUAAAACAGAACAUGGGUGUAAACUUUGUGUGAAUUAUCAUUAUAUUAUAAUAACGAAGCUAUUAUACUAUACCAUUUUCUAUAAAAAUGGGCAUUAAAGGAUUAUGGGCUGUACUAUUACCGUACAGUGAAAAGAAGGCCCUGCAUGAAAUUCGAGGUGAAACUGUUGCUAUAGAUUUAUCUGGAUGGGUGUGUGAUAGCCAAAAUGUUACUGAUUAUCAUAUUCAGCCAAAAUUAUAUUUAAGGAAUUUGUUCUUCCGAACCAUCUAUCUCUUACUCGCAGAUAUCAAUCCCAUUUUUGUAUUGGAAGGUGAUGCACCAGAGCUCAAAAGAGAUGUAAUGGCUGCUCGUAAUGCUGUACAGUUUCGUGGUGCUGCUCCAAGGAAUGAUAAUGCUCUUAAUAAACGUCCUGAUGUUGCAAGAAAAAAAUUUAAAUCUAUUCUUAAAGAGUGUGAAGUAUUGUUAAACUGCAUGGGGGUGCAAUGUAUCAAAGGAAGAGGAGAAGCAGAAGCCACAUGCGCACAAUUAAACGCACAAGGUUUGGUAGAUGCUGUGGUGUCACAAGACUCUGAUUGCUUCGCGUACGGCGCUCGCCGUGUCUAUCGCAACUUUAGUGUGUCCAGUGCGGCUGGCGGCGGCUCUCUGCAGGGCUCCGUUGACUGCUAUGAUGCAGAUAAAAUGUUUCAAAAUAAUGGAUUCGGCCGUAAUAAGAUGGUUGCUUUGGCUAUAUUAUGUGGUUGUGAUUAUGGGACCGGUGCUUGUGGUUCGUCGAUAAAUACAGCCGUAUCUUUCUUGCACACUGUACCUGACAGCGACAUAAUUCCCAGGUUAUUAUCAUGGGUGACUGAUAAGCAAGAGUAUGAUGAACGCGCGCGCUGGGCGGCUGCGUCGGGUCGCUGCGAUCGCUGCGGACACGUGGGCCGCUCGCAUACCCGCAACGGAUGCCCCGUCUGCGCUACGCAUAAAGGUUGCAGCGAUAAUGGCCAUAAGUCUAAAGUGACGGAUGUCAAACGCGAACUCUCUUUGAGAUCUCGAGCGUUAACUUGCGGCAUGCCAUUCCCUGAGCCUAAAGUCAUGAAGGAGUUCUUGAACACAACACCAGAGAAAAUAGAUCUCAAUCUUUUGAAAAAUCCCACUCCAAAUCUAAUUAAAUUUGUGAAAUUAAUGUCAACCAAACUAGAUUGGUCAGAAAGGUACUGUGUUGAGAAGUUUUUACCUCUGCUGACCAAGUGGCAUUUACAGGAUUAUGUUCCCUGCAGAACUAUUAAACCGGUUGCAAUAAAGAAAAAAAGGAAUCCUAGAGGCGUCCCUAGUUACGUGGUGCUGUGGGCCGACAUCGAUGGCCAGUACGAAGCGUUGAUUCCAGAUGAGCAAUUUGACCAGGACGAAGAUCCAUCUUUAUCGUGGACUUCAACAGAACGACAAGACCUGAUGAGACAUUAUUAUCCAGAACUAGUGGAAGUCUAUGAAGAGAGUAUUAAAAAACCUGUAAAAAUAAAAAAGUCUAGAGCCAAAAAGAAAGAUAAAGAUGACAUUGAAAAACCAAAACGCAAAUACAAUAAAAAGGUAAAAAAACUCACAGAUGUAGAAAUCGCAAAUCUUAGUGAUACGAUAAAGAAUUUAAACGUUUCAACAAAUGUAUCUGAACUUCAUUCGAGUAAGACUAACGUUAGCGUGUGCAUAAAUAAAUUGAAAAGGAAAUUGAAAACAAACACAAAGAAAGGUCAAAAAACUAUUGAUAGCUUUAUUGCCAAAAAGAAACGCAAGUCGAUCAAAAAGGCAAUGGACUCAUUAAGGUGUAGUUUUAAUAAUAUGUCUUUAAUAAGUGAACUUAAUACAUUUAAAUAUACGAAAACUACAUUAAACGAGAAGGAAAAUAUGAACGAAACUAUUAACUUAUUAGAUUUGUCAAAUCUGGGCGAAGAUAUGCAGGAGAGUGACCUUUCAGAUUUAAUAAAUAACAUUGUCACAAGCUCACCAAUUACUAAGACUGUCACUGUGGAAAAUAAUUUAGUGAAACUAAUAUUCGAUAGUAAAUAUUCAACACCGAGUAAGUCCUUUAGAAAGAGUAUUUUGAGGGACAUCCAAAACAACUGUUCCACUCCCAAUGACAGCCCAAUAAGGAGAAAAAGUUUGAAAAAUUCUUAUAUUAAAAAAUCUGACGUUAACACUAGCUAUUUUUUUGAUAAGUUGACUGAUGAUCGUGACGCUUUCGAAAUGUCAAUGGAAUACAAACACAAAAGUGCGAUUAUGUGCCUAGACUGUGAUGAGACUGUCGACUACAGUUUACCUGACGUAUGUUUGUAAGGAUUUGUAAAAAUAAAUUAUGUGAUAACAAAGGUAA